CAGAGUAUUGAUUUACAUGUUCACACACCAACACAUAUACAGGCAGUGUUAUAUGGUCGGUAGGACCUAAUUGCAGAGUGAUAUGAUAUAACGUGGAUGAGACAGACGACGGCGCGACGGAGUAGUAAGGCAAGAAGCGGUGUGAGGUGAGACAACUGCUAACUCACCGGGGAACAUAGUCUCAGAUCAGAUGGGGAUUGGGAAGUUUUCAGGGUUGGAGGUGACUCUGACAGUCCUAUUCCUGCUGGUGACAACAGUGGCUGUGGCUUUAGUUGCUCUAAUGGCUACUGGGGAACCUGCAGUCAUCAAAGACGAGACCACAGGCACCGUGGUUCCAGAAUGUCCCGUUAUUCCACUGGGGGAGAGAGUCGACUGUUUCCCUGACGCCGGUGCAUCUAAGCUGGGGUGUCUGCAGCGAGGCUGUUGUUGGAGUCCAUUGGACGAGAGAAACGCUCCAUGGUGCUUCUUCUCCACCAAUCACGGCUACUCUGUGGUGCGCGAGGAGAGACCCAACAUCUACAUGAUUGGAGGCUUGUCGGCCCUUCUGAAAAGGAAGGUUGCCCCCUCUCUGUUUGGUGAAGACAUAGAGGAGCUGGCUUUCCAUGCUGACUUGCAGACAGUGAACCGACUGAGAUUCAAGAUCUCAGAUGCCCAUAAGCAGCGAUUUGAGGUUCCCCAUGAGCACAUCAAGCCCCCUGCCACCCAUCCCUCUGGUUCCUUUAACUACGAGGUAGAGCUCACACACAACCCCUUCGGCUUCCAAGUACGCAGGGCGGCCACCAAGAAAGUCCUGUGAGUCUAAAUUGUGUCUUUCUGUC
Molecule: messenger RNA, 818 nt
Organism: Oncorhynchus kisutch (coho salmon)
Lineage: Eukaryota; Metazoa; Chordata; Actinopteri; Salmoniformes; Salmonidae
Product: sucrase-isomaltase, intestinal-like
Exons: 6
Coding region: 191-796 (201 amino acids)
Biological process (GO): carbohydrate metabolic process
Molecular function (GO): carbohydrate binding; catalytic activity
Source: RefSeq, a predicted model, not a curated record